Colossoma macropomum (tambaqui) is the source of this 3348-nucleotide messenger RNA. Its product is annotated as potassium voltage-gated channel subfamily A member 7. The coding region runs from base 346 to 1971 and encodes 541 amino acids. The transcript is spliced from 6 exons. Lineage: Eukaryota; Metazoa; Chordata; Actinopteri; Characiformes; Serrasalmidae. The record is from RefSeq and is a predicted model, not a curated record. Gene Ontology annotation, biological process: protein homooligomerization; potassium ion transmembrane transport. Gene Ontology annotation, cellular component: voltage-gated potassium channel complex; membrane. Gene Ontology annotation, molecular function: protein binding; delayed rectifier potassium channel activity.
GCCACUGACCUACAAACAGCUUUAAGGGUCCCACUGCGGCGAGACAACGCCUCCUGCUGGACACACAUGUCAGACGGGCACAGGGAACCACACACACACACACGCACAGACAGACAGUUCAUGGUGUUGUGGAGGUCGUCAAGAAAACAGUGGCGGUCUCAGAGGAAUCAGCCAAGACCUACAGUAGGUGACCGACACAAGUGUGAAGAAGCGUUUCACAAGGGAACCGAGCUGUCCAAAGAGCAGAGAGGUGCUCCACAGCAGGAUUUCGGACAACUUAAGCCCUUAAACCAAGAUUUUCCUACAGAGGGAGAGAGCAGCAGAAAAGCCCCGUAGGCCGCAGAGAUGGACAGCCAGAGAAAAGCUGGAGGAGAAGGAGGAGGAGGAGAGAGGAGACAGACGGAGGAGGAGGAGGCCGGAGAGAGUGAUAAGAGGAGUAAAGAGCAGCGGAACAAGGCGGAGAAGGGUGAGAAGGAGAAGGGAGAGAAGGAGAGAGGGAAGAGAGAGAGCAGGAGGUCAGGCUCUCAGUACAGAGGAGGCUGGGCAUUGACCGAGCGUCUGGCCAUCAACGUGUCCGGCAUGCGGUACGAGACUCAGCUGCGCACGCUGGCCCAGUUCCCCGACUCCCUGCUGGGUGACCCGCACCGACGCCUGCGCUACUUCGACCCGCUCCGGAACGAGCUCUUUCUGGACCGAAACCGCUUCUGCUUCGACGCCAUCCUCUACUUCUACCAGUCCGGCGGACGCCUGCGCCGGCCAGCCAACGUACCGCUGGACGUCUUCAUGGACGAGCUGCGCUUCUACGAGCUGGGCGAUGACAUCAUGGCCCGCUUCAAGGAGGACGAGGGUUUCCCUAAGGAGGAGCCGCGACCGCUGCCGGAGAACGAGCUCCAGAGGAAGCUGUGGAUGCUGUUUGAGCACCCGGAGUCAUCAGGAGGAGCACGCAUCAUCGCCAUCAUCAGCGUGAUGGUCAUCGUAGUGUCCAUUCUCAUCUUCUGUCUGGAGACACUGCCAGACUUCAGGAACGAGAGAGAGCUGAGAGAGCAACACACACACCACCCCCAUCACUCCAACCCCAACUUCACAGUGCCCCAUUCGCCGGUCUCCUCAGUCUUCCUGGAUCCGUUCUUCAUGGUGGAGACCAUGUGUAUCUUCUGGUUCUCCUUCGAGCUCCUGAUGCGCUUCGUCUGCUCUCCCAGCAAGAUGCACUUCUUCAAGGACGUCAUGAACGUCAUUGACUUCUUCGCUAUCAUUCCUUACUUCGUCACGCUGGGCACAGAGCUGGCCAAGGCCAAAGGAGGAACGCCCACCAUGUCUCUGGCCAUCGUCAGGGUCAUCCGUCUGGUCCGAGUCUUCCGGAUCUUCAAGCUGUCGCGUCACUCCAAGGGCCUGCAGAUCCUGGGCCAGACGUUGAAGGCCAGCCUGAGGGAACUGGCCCUGCUCAUCUUCUUCCUCUUCAUCGGAGUCAUCCUGUUCUCCAGCGCCGUCUACUUCGCAGAGGUGGACAGCCAGGACACAGCCUUCACCAGCAUCCCCGAGGCCUUCUGGUGGGCCGUGGUCUCCAUGACGACGGUCGGCUACGGUGACAUGUACCCAGUUACGGUCGGGGGGAAGCUGGUAGGGUCCAUGUGUGCCAUCGCUGGUGUGCUGACCAUUUCACUGCCCGUCCCAGUCAUAGUGUCCAACUUCAGCUACUUCUACCACCGCGAGAUGGAGUGUGAAGACAGCCAGGAGUACACACACAUCAGCACAUCAUUGUGGGAGAAGGAUGAGGACAGUGAAGGAGACGAGGAUGGAGAGGGAGAGGGAGAGAGAGAGGGGGAGGAGGGGGACUAUGCACCCCUGGACGGAGGUGAGGGGUGCAGGGGCAUCUGUGCUCCGCUGAACGGGACGCUACUGGCUGGCCUGUGUGCAGGAGAGCAGAGGAGGGGAAACGUUUUUACACGAGAACCACUGGUCACUCAGGUCUGAAAGAGAUAGAAAGAAAAAGAGAGAGAGACAUACAAAAGAUAUGGGAUAAAGUGAUCACAGGCAGGUGGGGAAAGAGAGAGAAGAGACUAGGGAAAAAAAAAGAGUGGGAAGAAAAGAGAGAGAGAAAUUUAAACAUAACACAGUUAUGCCAAUAAAACCUCUUCCUGAGUUGAGAGAGAGAGAGAGAUGGUAGAGAGCUGUGACGUGAGGAGUGGGCCGACCUGCCUGGCUGAAGAGUCUCUAAAUGCAUCUGAAGAACCUGAAGGGAAAAGACAGAAAAAAACUUACUACACAAAGAUGGACAAGAGUGUGCAAACCACGCACAACACAAACAGGAACAAGAGGACAAAACAGGAAUCAUCCAGCCCAGUGGCCUUCCACGAACACAGACACCACUACAGCACAUGCAAGAAGAUCUUUAUAUUCUUACAUUUAUCUACAUUUGUGUUACUACUUAUCUAUUUAUUCUAUUUUAAUAGGUGGAAAUUCCACUGAUUUUUCAAAUUUUCUGCUUAAUCAUUUAGUUGUAAACUCGGAGUGGUUGUAGUGAAACUUACCAACGUGAACUUCUUUUCAGUGGUGGUGAUAGGAACCAGAGGUCACUGUGUCUACAACAAAAAUACAGCUAUUUUCUUUACUAUCCAAAACCACCAGUGAACCUACACAUCUUCUGAGUUUAUAUGUGUAAUGCUGCUGACGAUAAAACAGUGGUAAUAUUUUUGGGGGGGGGGUAUUGUUUUAACUUACAGGAUGCAUGUACAUCUCCUCAAAACUACUGCAACACAACGUCUCAGGCAUCUGGCAACACAUUUACAACCAUUUCAUGUAUUAACUUUCUGUCAGGGAUCUUGUGAAAAAUUAGAUGCUUCAGACGUCUGGCUCCUAUCAUCACCACUGUGAACAACUCUGACUCGACAAGUGUCUCUAGAACAGAAAGUUUCAUACCAAACAAUUCUGAAUGACUUCCAGCUACAUUAAAUUAGGCAGAAAUUUAAAAAAAUCAGUGGAAUUCCCCUUUAAAGAGUAGCAGUCAUUGUCUUAAUGUUAGAAUCGGUGUGGAGAACAUGAUAACAGAGCUGGCUGAAAGACUGCAACGGCAGAAACAAUCACCCCUGAACUUUACAGGGCGGAAGGUGACCUGAGUCGUUUGCCUGAUGUUAGGAUGAGAAUCAGAAGGAAAGUCUUAAAGAGCUCAGCCAAAAAUACAAGAAAACGGGCUUGAAUAAGCUAAUGUGACAUGUACUGUGUGUAUGAGUGUGUGUUUUUGUGUAUGCGUGUAUGUGCGCUUGAAUGCCUUUUAGGUUUAAGCGUAUUUAUUCUAGAAACCAGUGUGACCCUUAUUUACAAAUGAAUGUUUAAUAAAAAUAUUUUCAUCAA